AUGGAGGACCACGUGAGCAUAUCUCGUUCGCCGCUGCAGCGGUAUGAGCAGCAGCACGAGCUGCAGCAGCAGGAGCAAGAGCGGAAGCAGCAGCAGCGAGAGCGGCAGCAGCAGCAGCAGCAAGAGCGGAAGCAGCAGCAGAAAGAGCUGGAGCUGCAGCAGCAGCAGCAGCAGCAGCAGGACAGCACCCGCACCUCGCCAGCAGCAGCAGCAGGCCGAGACGACUCGACAGCAGCGGAGGCCAGUGUGAGAGGAGACGAUCCAGCAGCAGCAGCAGCAGCAGCAGCAGCAGCAGAUGAGGACUCUGUGGCAGUGGGCAUUUUGCCUUCAGGAGAUGGAGCAGCAGCAGCAGCAGCAGCAGCAGCAGCAGCAGCAGGCGGUGCCACGCAUCGAAGCAAGCACCAAAGAGGAAGCAGCCGCGUCCUGCCAGAGCCGCCCUACCGGCAGCAGCAGCAGCAGCAGCAGCAGCAGCACCAGCAGCAGCAGCAGGAUGGGGAGCAGGGGGAGCAGCUGCAGCAGCAGCAGCAGGAGCAGCAGCUGCAGCAGGAGCAGCAGCAGCAGCAGCAGCGGGAGCUGCGCGACGUGUGCGUGGGCAGCUCGUACGUGCCCCGGGUGAGCAGCAGCAGCAGCAGCAGCAGCAGAAGUGUCUCUUCUCUGCAGCAGCCGCUGCUGGGGGCCCCCUCGAGUUUGCUGUCGGAUGUGGGGCCCCACAGCUGCUCCCGCGUGGCUAGCCAGGCAGCUAGCGAGGCCGCGGGGCAGCUAGCUGGGCCCCUGCGCAGCAGCAGCAGCAGCAGCAGCAGCAGCAGCAGCAGCUUGCGGGAGAAGCUGCUGGGCUACGGGCGCUGUCUCUUCAAGCCCAGUGUCUCCUCAGAGGGGGGCCCCCAAGAGGUUCCCGCGCGCCCCCAGUACCCUCUUCCUCCCGGGGGGCCCCCCUGGGGGCCCCCCUGGGGGCCCCCCUGGGGGCCCCCCUGGGGGCCCCGCUGUGGGCGUCGGGAGGGGGCCCCGCGUCGGGCCCGUCGCUGGGGGCGUGGUGGGGGCCCCCCGGGGGCCCCCUGGAGCCUGUUUGGGGGGGCCCCCGGGCCCCAAAGGGGACGGAAGCUGACAGUGGUGGACAUUAGCGAAGGAUGCAUGCAGCGGCGGAGUGUACAGACACCCGAGCUGCUGCGGCUGGUGCACCUGCACAACAAGAGACAGGAACUUUUGGAGACAAAAGUGGGGGCUUUGAAGCUGCGGGACUUGCGACAAGUAGUGUCUCCUUUUGGAGACGGGAGGCCCAGCAUUGAAGUCCGCAGGAACUGUCUCCUCGUGAACUUGCCGGGGGAGGGUUUGCGGGGCCCCGAGGGUUUGGACCCCUACGAGUCGCUGAUUUCCAAACUUCUCCAUUUGAGCGAAUUGAAGCGCUCGGGGCCCCCCGAGUUUGCAGUCCUCGAGGCCCUCCUAGUCCACGCGUGCGAGAACUUGUUGGGGGAGUUGAGUCCGCUGGCAGCAGCAGCGGAGGGUUUGCUGCUGCUGCUGCAGGAGGAGCGCAGCAGCAGCAGCAGCAGCAGCAGCUUGCUGCGGCGCUGCUCCGCCCUCAAAAGGAGACUCUGCAGCAGCAAGGAACUCACGAAGGGACUCCAAAAAGCCUUGAAAGAACUCAAUCAAGAAGGAGACAUUUCCAGAAUCGAACUCAGUCGUUUUUGGGAAAACGACCAACUCUGGGACUGUCCCCAAAGGUCUGCAAACGCAGAAGACGCGGAGAUCCUCCUCGAGUGCUACGAGCAGGAAGUCGAGGCCAUCUACCAAGUGAUCGCGCGGACGGAGGAGGCCCUGGAAGACGCGCUGCAGCUGAUGGAGCUGCAGCUGGCUUCGACUCGAAAUGCUUUUCUUAAAAGCGAAAUUGCUUUGGAUAUCUUAUCCGCUUUUUUCGGGUUUGUUGCUGCUGCUGCUGGUCUCUUUGGAAUGAACAUAAAGAGCGGCUUGGAGAACGAGGAAAGGGUCUUUUGGGCUGCUGCUGCUGCUGCUGCUGCUGCUGCAGUGGCGCUGCUGCUGGCCGUCUACUGGUGGUUCCAGAGACAGAAACUCUGA
Molecule: messenger RNA, 2067 nt
Organism: Eimeria necatrix
Lineage: Eukaryota; Apicomplexa; Conoidasida; Eucoccidiorida; Eimeriidae
Product: corA-like Mg2+ transporter domain-containing protein, putative
Exons: 5
Coding region: 1-2067 (688 amino acids)
Biological process (GO): magnesium ion transport
Molecular function (GO): magnesium ion transmembrane transporter activity
Source: RefSeq, a predicted model, not a curated record